AUGUCAAAUGGCGAGAAAAUGUGUAUUGCUUUUAAUAUCAGCUUAAGUCCCAUAUUAGUAUUCAUCUUCGUAGUCGUAUUUGUAAUCGUACGUAAAAACGAUAAUAAUGGUUAUUGUAAUGGUAAUGUUAAUCUUCAUGGCAAUGGUAAUCAUAAUGGUAAUGUUACCGAUAAUGGUAUUGGAAAAUGUGACGGUAAUGGUAAUGCUAAUGGUAAUGGUAAUGGUAGUGGUAUUGGUAAUGAAUUAUUAAUAUUUGUGAUGUGUUGCAUAUUCUUUGACAAAACUUGGGCGGUACCACGCGGCUACCCGAAGGGCGGGCCACCAGCGCCACCACCAAGACCACAACCGCCACCUGGUGGUGGUGGUGGUGGAGGCUAUUCAUAUCCGCCGCCUAGUGGGGGUGGUGGUUUCGGUAAUGGUGGCGGUGGUGGCGGCGCGCCUGGAGCAGGUUCGGAUAUACCUAUCAUCAAAUUGGAAUCUAAAGUCAAUAUCGAUGGUUCAUAUCAAUAUGAAUACGAAACUGGCAAUGGCAUCAAUGCACAAGAGUCUGGUUUUGUGAAAAAUGCCGACGAUCCCUGCAAUGCUGUUUUAACCGCAGAGGGCUCCUUUUCCUACACCAGCCCCGAGGGCCAAGCUUUCCUUGUGACCUAUACUGCCGAUGAGAAUGGAUUUCGACCACAGGGUGAUCAUUUACCAACGCCGCCACCCAUACCGCCUGAGAUACAGGAUGCACUGGAUAAGAUUGCUGCCGGUGGCGGACAUCCUGAUGAUGGCGGCGAUAACGGUUGUCCUCAGAAUAAUGGCUGCAAUGGUGGUGGUGCUCCGCCACCACCCAGUAAUGGCUAUCUGUAUUAG
Rhagoletis pomonella (apple maggot) is the source of this 855-nucleotide messenger RNA. RefSeq names its product pupal cuticle protein 20 (gene Cpr65Az). Gene Ontology annotation, molecular function: structural constituent of chitin-based larval cuticle. Lineage: Eukaryota; Metazoa; Arthropoda; Insecta; Diptera; Tephritidae. The record is from RefSeq and is a predicted model, not a curated record. Gene Ontology annotation, cellular component: chitin-based extracellular matrix. The transcript has 5 exons. The coding region runs from base 1 to 855 and encodes 284 amino acids.